UUGUCCAUGAGUACUUACGGUUUCACACUAUGCACAAAAAUGAUAUUAUAUUUAAACGAAGUUAGUUAAAUUGUUCUUACAUGCAAGUUGCUAGUAUUCAAGUAACAACAGAUGAAACAAAAAAUAUAAAAUUUUAAUGCUUUUGUAUGAAAUGAAAGUUGCCAACCUGGCAACCAGUUAGGAUGUUUAAAAUUAAAACCACAUUAUUUUAUUAAAUCAAAUUGAGGGUGUUGCCAGUCAUUGUGAUUAGUCACGUGCGUCAAAGUAGGCCUAUCGGGUAGCUUAUCCAUGCAGUUCACUUUGUUUUAUCUAUACUUUAUUUGAUACACUAGCACAUAGACAUAUGCAAACAAAUACAAAGGUACUAGUGGGAAACCGGACAAAAUGAGGGAGACAAAAUUCAUCAUUUUAUGUUUGUCUUGUGGAAUUUCUUUUCAAAUGCUGAUGUGGAAUGGAUUUGUAUCAGCAACUUCUGUCAGACAUACAAGGAAUGCUGAUUAUUAUACAGUCCAUAUCGACUCGAACAACAUUUCUCAAGAGUUCAAACACUUUUGGAGAAGCACUGGGUUUUGUCCACCAGAUCCACACCAGAAAGCGUAUAAAUUUGACUUGAGUCCAGACAUGGAGCAUAAUCUAGCGUACCUUGGUUCGAUUCCUCACAGUGGAAUGCAGCAAGUUCGAAUCCAUUGGCUGUUGGACCUGGUUGCAGUAUCAGGUUGGAAUGGUAGUCGUCCAGUGUAUAACUUCAGCAGUCUUGAUGGUCUCCUUGACAUGCUGUCUGGAAAUGGUCUCCAGCCAGGAUUUGAAGUGAUGGGAAACCCAUCUGGAAUUUUCUCUGACUUUGACAACAAGACACAGGUGUACAUGUGGAAGGACCUUGUAAAACAAGUAGCUGAACACUACAUUAGUAUUUAUGGAGCAGGAGAAGUAAUGUCUUGGAAUUUUGAAACCUGGAAUGAACCUGAUUGCAGAGACUUUGACACGGUCAGAAUGACCACUCAAGGUUUUCUAAACUACUAUGAUGCCACCUCUGAGGGUUUAAAGGCUGCUAACUCUAUGUUGCGAUUUGGAGGGCCAGCUGACGGCUGCACACGAACGGAGUAUGCCGAGGCUCUAUACAAACACACUGUGGAUGGCAUCAACUAUUUUACUGGUCACAAAGGUGUUAGGAUUGAUUUUAUAUCACUGCACGAAAAGGGUCAUGGACAUUCUAAAGUUAUUCUUCAAGAGGAGACUCGAGCUUGGACAAAUAUUGUGAAGAAUUACCCAUCACUGGCUCACAAACCAUUUUACAAUGAUGAAGCAGACCCACUGGUUGGCUGGUCCAAGGAUGAAAUCUGGAGAUCAGACUCAACAUAUGCAGCUAUGGUUGUCAAGGUCAUUGCUCAACAUCAAAACCUCAUCAUUGCCAUUUCAAACCAUCCAAUAAAAAAUUAUACAUUGCUUAGCAAUGACAAUGGCUUCCUGAGUUACUAUCCACACCAGUUCACACAGCGCACUCUGCUGGCCAGAUUUCAGAUGAACACAACUACUCCGCCCCAUGUACAAUACAUACGCAAACCAGUUCAUACUGUAAUGGGCCUACUAUCCAAACUAGGAGAGAAGCAGUUGAAUGUGAAAAUUACAGAUGUCAGUGGAAAGGAGAUAAAAAAUGACAGCCAUUUUGGUGUUCUGGCCACGCUGCACGAGGCUGAUGGAUACUCUGAGGCAGACAGUUGGCAGGUGGCCAUCUUGAUGUACAAUAGCAAUGACACAGGAUCUUCAAACAAUGAUGCUUAUGUCACACUUCAUUUGAGCGUCAUUCCACCCAAUAUCACAGAUUUGAUAUUUGCUGCUUAUACAGUGAACCAAGAUUUUGUGAACCCAUUUAAUAUUUGGGUGGCUCAGGGUAAACCAAUGUUUCCAACACGAAACCAGUUCCGAGAGAUGAGGAAACAGGAGGAUCCAUACUUGGUUGAUUUUCACCCUAUCAAACAAGGGGAGAUUUUGUUACAGAAGUUGUCCCUGGUGGAACCUGCAGUUACAGUUGUUCACAUAUGUGCUAAGCCAAAGGGUCGUCCUGAUCAGGUUCCUGAGAUAACCAUCUAUAACAUUACCACAGGACAAGUACUGAUCAGAUGGUCUGACAAGUGUGUCCAUUCCAAAUGUGUGUUACGAUAUGAAGUUGAGUUCAGUGCCAAGUCAUCUGGUGGACCCUACAAGAGAAUCAAUGAUAAGGAUUCAUAUUUUCCAGUCUUUGUUUAUUCACCAUUUCCUGAAGAACCUCCUUCUGAUGCAAGAGUGUGUGGAUAUUACCGUAUCCGGGCAGUUGAUUACUGGAAAACACCUGGCGAUUAUUCCAUUCCUCAAGCCUACCCAGAUGAUUCUUUUUCAUAAAGGAAAUAAUGUUCAAUGUCAUUUUGACAUAUAUAUAUAUAUAUAUAUAUAUAUAUAAAAAUAUAUUUUAUUUAACUCUUAGAAAUUUAUCAUGAUAAAUAAAAUGUUUUAAUUUGAAUCUGU
This is a messenger RNA of Gigantopelta aegis, 2499 nucleotides long. Its product is annotated as alpha-L-iduronidase-like. Lineage: Eukaryota; Metazoa; Mollusca; Gastropoda; Neomphalida; Peltospiridae. The coding region runs from base 385 to 2376 and encodes 663 amino acids. Gene Ontology annotation, molecular function: L-iduronidase activity. Gene Ontology annotation, biological process: carbohydrate metabolic process. The transcript is spliced from 15 exons. The record is from RefSeq and is a predicted model, not a curated record.